AUGCGCCCAGUUCUAGUCGCUUCCGCCGCGGCUGCGGUAGCGGUGGCCACCAAGCCCCAAUGCGGUCUCCGGAGCAUGACCAACCUCGUCACAUUCGGCGACAGUCUCACAGACGAAGCUCGAAUCCUGUACUUCAUGGAACACGAUGGUCAGGCGCCUCCGCCUGGAACAAGAUUCCCUCCCAACAACCAGACUUUGAGCGGCGGCUAUGCCUGGGGACGACUCGUGGCCAAUCUCAGCGGUGCCGAAUACUACAACUAUGGUGUCGGAGGAGCUACCUGCUCAUCCAAAAUUGCGACGAAAAGUUUCGCGGGGUACAACUGGACAGUUCCAACUGUGCUUGAGUACCAAGUUCCUGCUUUCCAACAAGACCUCGGCGUUGACGGCAUGUUUCCCGACCGAAAGCCAGACAACACUGUUUAUGUCCUGUGGAUUGGCACGAAUGACCUUGGCUGGGACGCUUUUCUCUCCGACUCUAUGACCCCUGGUGCUACCUUACCUGAUAUUGUUGACUGCACGUGGAAUUCCUUCGACGGGGUCUACAGUGCUGGCGGACGCCACUUUGUCGUACUCAACAUGCUUCCAUUGGAGCACGCGCCUGUUUAUGCCCUUCCUGAACUUGGUGGACCGGAACACAGUCAGUACUGGCCCGGCAAAUACGAGUACAAUGUUACGCAGUACAACUCCAAGCUCCGUCAGUAUGCAACUAGCGUCAACACGAUGCUCGAGCAGGGCGGGCUGCUAGAGCAUACCAUCAAGAAGCGUUGGCCUGGAGCAUCGUUGACUGUCUUUGAUGUCAACGCGUUGCUGAGGGAUAUCUUGGAAGAUCCGGGCGCUUACUUGAGCUAUCCUGCUAACGUUACUGGGGUAUAUCACUCUUGUCCAGGUGAGGGUGCGGCUCCCGAGGAUUGUGUUGACUCCUCAUUCCCGCUCUCAAGUUUCUUCUGGUACGAUAAUCUACAUCCAACUGAGAGGGUUGUGCGGAUCAUAGCCGAGACCUUCAUCAAGGUUGUCAAGAGGAAGUCCAAGUAUGGGCACUACUACGGAUAG
Molecule: messenger RNA, 1050 nt
Organism: Fusarium falciforme
Lineage: Eukaryota; Fungi; Ascomycota; Sordariomycetes; Hypocreales; Nectriaceae
Exons: 2
Coding region: 1-1050 (349 amino acids)
Molecular function (GO): hydrolase activity, acting on ester bonds
Source: RefSeq, a predicted model, not a curated record